Messenger RNA from Caenorhabditis remanei, 276 nucleotides. RefSeq lists its product as uncharacterized. The record is from RefSeq and is a predicted model, not a curated record. The transcript has 2 exons. NCBI's taxonomy places the organism in Eukaryota, Metazoa, Nematoda, Chromadorea, Rhabditida, Rhabditidae. Bases 1 to 276 code for a protein of 91 amino acids.
AUGAAUAUCGACCACCAAGAAUCCUGGAUUACGACACCAACAUCCGAUGCGGGCGUUGGCCUAGGCGUAAAAAUAAUCUUCGCAGUCGGUGCAGCCGGCCUCUUCGGUGCCUUCGCAUACAAGUUAUACACAGUUGCUAAAGAAAUGGUGAACGCUCCAGCACCCGGAAACGGUGGGGCUAACGGAAAUGUCCUGGCUAACGGACGAGCCGUGGCUAACAGAAAUGCCGGAGAAAACAUCCCACUGCAGGAUUUGCCAGAGAGAGAGGAUCAUUGA